This is a messenger RNA of Suillus clintonianus, 327 nucleotides long. Its product is annotated as cytochrome C oxidase copper chaperone-domain-containing protein. The record is from RefSeq and is a predicted model, not a curated record. Lineage: Eukaryota; Fungi; Basidiomycota; Agaricomycetes; Boletales; Suillaceae. Bases 1 to 327 code for a protein of 108 amino acids. Gene Ontology annotation, biological process: mitochondrial respiratory chain complex IV assembly. Gene Ontology annotation, cellular component: mitochondrial intermembrane space. The transcript is spliced from 3 exons. Gene Ontology annotation, molecular function: copper ion binding; copper chaperone activity.
AUGUCCGGCAGUACCCGAUACUUAUUUCAUGACAUCGGCCCUCGAAACUUUGCCGGUGACAGCCCAGCGCUUGACAUAGGCCCUAUAAUUUCGUCUUGGUGGUCACCAACGCCGACACCCGCACCCGCCCCAGGAGAAAAAUAUGAUCCCACAAACCCUAAGAUGAACCCUCUCAACCCGCAAGGUCUUAAACCAUGUUGCGCCUGCCCAGAAACGAAAUCUGCUCGCGAUGCCUGUUUCCUCCAGAACGGCAGCGAAGAAGGUAAAUGCGUCGAGCUACUCAAGAAGCAUGUCGAAUGCAUGCGAGGGCUUGGAUUCAACAUCUAG